GUAAGGUCUUAACGAAUUUCAAUGUUUAACUGUGUGUUUCUGGUUUAAGAAAAUAUAAACUAAGAUAAGUUGCUGUGCGUGCAACAGCCGCAGCAGCACGAGAAGGAACAACGACGACGCACACGCCACAACAAAAAGCGCAGUGCGGCGUCUCUGUCUGCAAUUUUCGCAACGCGUCUACAAGGAGCGAAAUUUUCUUGUAACUUUGCAACAAAUUAAUAAGCACAAUCACAGAAGCUACAACAACAACAACAGCUGCAUGAUGGAGAACGGCAAGGGCGGCGGUGGCUUGUCCAUCGAACAAAUGUAUCAGAAAAAGUCGCAACUCGAGCACAUCUUGCUGCGACCCGAUUCCUACAUUGGUUCCGUGGAAUACACUAAGGAGCUGAUGUGGAUUUAUGAUUUUGAAAAGAGUCGCAUGCUCCAAAAAGAGAUUUCAUUCGUGCCGGGACUUUACAAAAUUUUUGAUGAGAUAUUGGUAAAUGCGGCUGAUAAUAAGCAACGCGAUAAAUCCAUGAACACCAUUAAGAUCGACAUCGAUGCGGAAAAGAACACAAUAUCUAUUUGGAACAAUGGUCAGGGUAUACCGGUUACCAUGCACAAGGAACAGAAAAUGUAUGUGCCCACCAUGAUUUUCGGCCAUCUGUUGACCUCAUCCAACUACAAUGAUGAUGAGAAGAAGGUGACUGGCGGCCGCAAUGGCUACGGCGCCAAAUUGUGCAACAUAUUCUCAACCAAGUUCACUGUGGAGACGGCAACUAAGCAAUAUAAACGCAGUUUCAAGCAAACUUGGGCCGGUAACAUGUCUAAGACCAGCGAUCCUACGAUUAAAGAUUUUGGUGGCUCGGAUUUUACACGCAUUACAUUCAGUCCUGAUCUGGAGAAAUUCAAAAUGGAAAAACUUGAUGAUGACAUUGUGGCUCUAAUGUCGCGUCGCGCCUACGAUAUAGCUGCCUCAAGCAAAGGCGUGGCUGUAUACUUGAAUGGCAACAAGUUGACUAUAAAGAAUUUCAAGGACUACAUUGAUUUGUAUGUUAAGAACAAGGAUGAUGAAGCUGGUCAACCGAUCAAGAUUGUCUAUGAAUCCUGCAAUGAGCGCUGGGAGGUUGCCUGUUGCCCAUCGGAUCGUGGAUUUCAGCAAGUUUCCUUUGUCAAUUCCAUUGCCACCACUAAAGGUGGACGACACGUCGAUCAUGUUGUUGACAAUGUGAUUAAGCAAUUAAUUGAGGUGCUUAAAAAGAAAAACAAAGGUGGCAUCAACAUUAAGCCGUUCCAGGUGCGCAAUCAUCUGUGGAUCUUUAUCAAUUGCUUGAUCGAAAAUCCCACCUUCGACUCGCAAACUAAGGAAAACAUGACGCUGCAGGCCAAGAGUUUCGGUUCCAAGUGCCCACUAUCUGAUAAAUUCAUAGCCGGCGUUUCCAAGUCCGGAAUUGUUGAAUCCGUACUGGCUUGGGCGAAAUUCAAGGCACAAAACGAUAUCGCCAAGACGGGUGGCAAAAAGUCGAGUAAAAUUAAGGGCAUACCCAAGCUGGAGGAUGCGAACGAGGCGGGCAGCAAAAACUCAAUUAUGUGCACCCUAAUCCUCACCGAGGGAGACUCAGCCAAAUCAUUGGCUGUCUCCGGUCUUGGUGUGAUUGGUCGCAACUAUUAUGGCGUAUUUCCGCUUCGCGGUAAACUGUUAAAUGUGCGAGAGGCCACCUUUAAGCAGUUGACAGAGAAUGCCGAAAUCAAUAAUCUGUGCAAAAUUAUUGGUCUGCAGUAUAAGAAGAAAUACCUGACCAUGGAUGAUUUGAAAACACUUCGAUAUGGCAAGGUCAUGAUCAUGACAGAUCAGGAUCAGGACGGUUCGCACAUCAAGGGUCUGCUGAUCAAUUUUAUACACACCAAUUGGCCGGAACUCUUGCGUCUACCGUUCCUCGAAGAGUUUAUCACACCCAUUGUGAAAGCAACGAAAAAAAAUGAGGAGAUUUCCUUCUAUUCACUGCCCGAGUUCGAGGAGUGGAAGACAGACACACCCAACCAUCAUACGUACAAUAUAAAGUACUACAAAGGUUUGGGUACUUCAACUUCCAAGGAGGCUAAGGAGUACUUCCAGGAUAUGGACCGUCAUCGCAUUACAUUCAAGUACGAUGGUCAGGUUGAUGACGACAACAUAGUUAUGGCCUUUGCGAAGAAGCACGUCGAUUCGCGUAAGACAUGGCUAACCAAUCAUAUGGAUGAGGUGAAGCGGCGCAAGCAAUUGGGACUUCCCGAACGCUAUCUCUACACCAAGGGCACAAAAUCUGUCACUUAUUCGGACUUCAUUAAUCUCGAGUUGGUGCUGUUCUCGAAUGCGGACAAUGAACGUUCCAUACCAAAUCUGGUGGAUGGUCUAAAGCCCGGCCAGCGCAAGGUCAUGUUCACCUGCUUCAAGCGUAACGACAAGCGUGAAGUAAAAGUGGCUCAGCUGUCGGGUUCGGUUGCGGAAAUGUCGGCCUACCAUCACGGUGAGGUCUCUCUCCAAAUGACGAUUGUAAACUUGGCCCAAAAUUUCGUGGGCUCCAACAAUAUCAAUCUUCUGGAGCCGCGCGGUCAGUUUGGUACGCGCCUUGCUGGCGGUAAAGAUUGCGCAAGUGCUCGUUACAUUUUCACCCUGAUGUCGCCGCUAACGCGACUCAUUUAUAAUCCACUGGAUGACCCCUUGCUCCAGUACCAAGUGGAUGAUGGACAGAGGAUUGAGCCAUUGUGGUAUAUACCAACUAUACCCAUGGUGCUGGUGAAUGGCGCCGAGGGCAUUGGCACAGGCUGGUCCACAAAAAUAGCCAACUACAAUCCGCGUGACAUAAUCAGAAACUUGAAGCGCAUUCUAAAUGGUGAGGAGCCUCUACCAAUGCAUCCAUGGUACAAGAACUUCCGUGGCAAAAUGGAAUAUGUGUCCGAUGGACGUUAUGUGCACUCCGGUAACAUUCAGCUGCUCUCAGGCGAUCGUAUUGAGAUCACUGAGUUGCCCAUUGGUACCUGGACGCAAAAUUACAAGGAAAAUGUUCUCGAACCCCUGUCUAGCGGCACCGAGAAGGUCAAGGCUAUUGUAUCCGAAUAUCGUGAGUUCCACACGGACACAACAGUUCGCUUUGUUGUCAGCUUUGCGCCCGGUGAGUUCCAGCGUUUGCGGGCCGAGGACGGCGGUUUCUAUCGCGUCUUCAAGCUUUCCUCUUCGAUCUCCACGAAUCAGAUGCACGCAUUCGAUGAGAACAAUUGCCUGCGUCGAUACGCCACACCAACGGACAUACUAAAUGAGUUCUAUAAUCUACGUUUGGAAUACUACGGAAGGCGCAAGGAUUAUCUGGUGGGCCAGUUGACGGCACAAGCGGAUCGCUUGACCGAUCAGGCGCGCUUCAUUUUGGAGAAAUGCGAGAAGAAGCUGGUGGUAGAGAACAAGCAGCGUAAGGUAAUGAUCGAUGAGCUAAUAAAGCGUGGAUAUCGGCCAGAUCCGGUCAAGGAAUGGCAGCGUCGCAUUAAAAUGGAAGACGCCGAACCGGCCGACGACGAAGAAGAAGAGGAGGAAGCACAAGGUGCUUCCAGCGGUGCAGGUAAAAAGCCGAAAAAGGAGGUGGAUCCUGAAAAGGCCUUCCAGAAAUUGUCGGAUGUAAAGAAGUUCGACUAUCUGCUCGGCAUGUCUAUGUGGAUGUUGACGGAGGAGCGCAAAAACGAGCUGCUAAAGCAGCGCGACCAGAAGCUGACCGAACUGGAGAACCUCAAGAGCAAGUCUAUACAGAUGCUAUGGCUCGACGAUUUGGAUGAUCUCGAAAAGAAACUUGAUGAAGUCGAGGAAAAGGAACGCGCCGACGAGAUGGGCAUUAACAUUAAACAAGCCAAGGCCAUGAAGGGACAAAAACCAGUGCCUGGCAAGCGGGCCAAGAACAAGGGCAGCUCUGGUAACGAUGACAUCUUCCCCGAUCCCCUGGGCGAGAAGGUCGAGUUCAAGGUGACCGACGAAAUCAUUAAGAAAUUCCAAGCCGCCAAUGCUGCCACGGCCAGGGCUAAGCAACCCAAGGCCGUCAAGAUCAAGACUGAAAAGCAGGAAGGCGAAGAAGUCGAUGAGUUCGAUGCGCUUGUUGAAAGCGGCUCGAAAACCUCUCCCAAGGUUAAAAAGGAACCGGCCGCCAAGGGCGUCAAGAAGGAACCAGGCGAGAAGAAACCGCGCCAAAAGAAGGAGAAGAACGGCGAUGGCCUCAAGCAGGGCAAGCUUGAUUUUAGCAAAUCAAAGAAGAAGAAGGGCGACGACAGUGAUCUGGACUCCGAUGAGAUGGAAGUGGAGGUUACAGAACCGCGUGCCGACCGUCCGGGUCGUCGGGCCGCCAGCAAGAAAAUAAAUUACUCAUUCUUGCUUUCGGAUGAAGAGGAGGAGAAGCAGGAGGGAGGGGAUGAAGCUAAUGCAUCCGGCAGCAGUAAGAAUGAUGAAGACGUGGAGGAAAUAGAUGAAACGCCUAUUAAGCGCCCAGUAAAGCGGGCCCGCGACGAUGAUAGCAGCGGCGGUGCCAAAGCGAAAAAGGCACCCGCCAAAAAGACUCGCAUUAUCGACAGCGAUAGCGACGCUUCUGUGGUGUUGGAUGAUGAGGAUGAUGAUUCCGAUUUCGAGGGAUAAAUUCAUGGAUAGAAAUGUUUUAUAUAGCGCGUGAUUUUAAUUUCUUCUUUUUCGAUUUCCUUUAUUUUGUGUUUUGUAAUUUAUGUUUUUACUUUUACGCGUCAUUAGCAACAGUUGAAAUUUUAAUUUUCUAUAUAAAACGGUAAAUUUUUAUAAAAAUAUUUACCCUUUUUAACAAAAAACAAACUUGUAUUACUUCAAAUGAAAAAGUAUUCAAAAUCCCUGCAAUCGACGUAGUUUAAGAAAUACCAUUUACAUAUAUUUAAAAACAUAAUAUCUAAAUAGGAGAUUUCGAAUGUUGCAAUCCUUUUUUCGCACAUAAAACAUCCAAAGUAUA
Molecule: messenger RNA, 4961 nt
Organism: Scaptodrosophila lebanonensis
Lineage: Eukaryota; Metazoa; Arthropoda; Insecta; Diptera; Drosophilidae
Gene: Top2
Product: DNA topoisomerase 2
Exons: 5
Coding region: 260-4624 (1454 amino acids)
Biological process (GO): DNA topological change; sister chromatid segregation; resolution of meiotic recombination intermediates
Cellular component (GO): nucleus
Molecular function (GO): DNA binding; ATP binding; DNA topoisomerase type II (double strand cut, ATP-hydrolyzing) activity
Source: RefSeq, a predicted model, not a curated record